AUGCGUAUCAUUCAUCUGCUAGUCUGCCUCGUAGCUUUAGGGCUAGCCGAUGCUCGCAAAUGCAACGGCCACGAACAUCUCUGUAAUAGGAAAUACUCAAACGUCACUUUCGUCGGUUCGCACAACGCCAACUUCGUCGGCGAUAGAAUAACUCACAAUCAGAAUGUCCCUGUCACUCGUCAGCUUGACAUUGGCGUCCGAUUUCUGACUAUUCAAACACACUGGAAGGACGGUGAGAUCAGAAUGUGCCACUCCAAGUGUUGGCUUCUUGAUGUGGGAAAGUUGGAGGACUUCUUGUUAGAGGUCAGCCGCUGGAUGAAGAACCACCCUAACGAGGUGGUGACCUUACUGUUGACGAAUCCGACUUCCAUCCGCGGGAGAGACUUUGCCACGGCCUUUCGGAAAGUCGGGAUGGAUAAAAUUGCUUUCACGCCAACCAAGAAACUUACCGUCAAUUCGUGGCCCACGCUCGGUCAACUAAUUGACAACAAGAAAAGGCUUGUUGUUUUCAUGGAUUACCCCGAAAAGCCUAGGCGCGAGAAGUGGAUUAUGGACUGGUUCAGCUACUCCUGGGAGACACCAUAUGGCGAACUAGACAGCAACUUCCCUCACUGCAAGCGCGACCGGCCACAACAGCACAUCGAUGAAUCAAAAUAUAUGUACCUGAUCAACCAUGUCUGGAAUAUAAAGAUGGGCGCGAAGUUCGAGGGAGAAUCUGUCAAGAUUCCCACCAGACUCGCGGCAAACACCACAAACUCCAUGGACUCAAUCAGUAGACAAGUCAAGCUUUGCAAGGCGAAGUGGGGAAAGAUACCCAACGUCAUUUUGCUCGAUUUCAUUGAUGAGGGUGACGCCAUCAAGGCACAGGAUCACUUUAAUUCUUGA
Colletotrichum gloeosporioides is the source of this 885-nucleotide messenger RNA. RefSeq names its product PI-PLC X domain-containing protein 1. The transcript is spliced from 3 exons. NCBI's taxonomy places the organism in Eukaryota, Fungi, Ascomycota, Sordariomycetes, Glomerellales, Glomerellaceae. Gene Ontology annotation, molecular function: phosphoric diester hydrolase activity. The record is from RefSeq and is a predicted model, not a curated record. Gene Ontology annotation, biological process: lipid metabolic process. The coding region runs from base 1 to 885 and encodes 294 amino acids.